UAGCCUCUGACGUUAGCUGAACAAGAAGAAAGCUAGCUCGCUUCGCUGCUCACCAAAGUAGCCUGCGCUCGCCUAAAGGACGACCUAAAUAUCACAUAAUUUGAGCGAUUUUACCGAAAAGCAAGGCAUUUUGUGCUCGUAAAGGGUCGCGGUGAGUAUUUUGUUCCCAGCUAUUUUUCAUUUUUCCUUCCUUUUUCUUUUCUUUUUGGAUUUUUUUUUUUUUUUUGUCCGCAGCGAUGCUUUUUUCGAUUUUGCCGAGCUAGACGCUAGUUGCCCUCCUCCUCCUCCUACUCCCCAGAUAAAACAAAAAAAAAGCAAGCACUGUUUGUGGUUUGAACGACAAAGAAGCACUUUUGGAGGCACCCUAGCUGCAGUUUCUUCCAGUUUUGCAAGCUGGCGUAGGUUGAUUUUUGCGGUGGUUGUUCGGGAAACCUGCCAUUUGACUGGACUGAUGUGUUUUUGGCACGCUUUUUAGACGACGACGACCCCUUUUCCUCUACUCACACACACACACACGGUUAGCCCUCGGUAACACGUCUGGUUUGGUAGUUUACACCCCCCCCCCUUCCUGAUUAUCGACCACAUAACGCAGGCUUUCGCCGCUUUACUAUUUUUUGUUUUUUGUGGCUAUUGAGAUGAUUGCUGCACAUUUUUAGCUGCCUGGCUAAUAUUAGCCACGCUAGCCUUAGCCUAGGCUAAGCGCAAGGGUGUGUGUUAUUAUCUCUGGAACCUGGUGAUGGCGCUAUUGGGGCGUGUUUGCAGGGGUGGUUUGGUCUUUUUUUUUUUUUUUUAAAUUGGCUUUGCUUUUAUGGCUCACUAAACAGUCGGUUAUAUUUUUUUUUUUGAACGUUUUUCCCUCCCACGGUGAUGAUGAGGCCAUUUUGAGGACAAGGGGACAUUUUUUCACAACUUUGUAUGGACUACAAGUGGUUUCAGUUUUGUUGCUUACACAAGUUCUAAUUAAUUAAAAGCCUGUUUAACUGAAAGAGUAUGAUGGUGGUUUAUAUUUAUAUCAAGAGAAAAGAAAAACGUCACUCUUUCCUAUUCUUCAGUGGUCCCAAUAAACCAUCAGGGAGAGAUGAAACUGAAAAUCACUUUUAUGGAGACCAAAAUGAGCACGCAAGCAGUUAAGAAUCAAAUUCACAUCCCCAAAGUUAUAUUCUGCAUGUAUUUUUUUUAAAGUGCAGCCCUAUAUGGUGUGCAUAAUAGAAAUUGUGAGCACCUCCUACCAAAAUGAAUUUGAAAGCAUUAAAGACCACACAAGAUACACAUAAAAUGUAGAUAGUGAAAUAUUUAACCAACAGUACUUUUUGUACAGUAGAAAUCAUAAAGAGCCACCAAAAUUAUUCUUCCACCAUGCAAGAUUGCAAAAAAGUUACAAAAUGAUGAAAGAGACUUAUUUACCCUUUUUAUUUAAUUUUUUAAUUUUUUUUUUAACUCAAACACUUUUUAACUCGGUACUUUUUGCAAAUUAGAAAGCAAAUGCUGCAGCUGCCAAAAUAAAUUUAAAUGUACCAGUACUCAAGACUGCAAAAAAUCUACUUAAAAAGAGGACAAUGAUUUACCUGUAUAAUUAAUAGAGUUUAUGCUGAUCUGAUCGGUGUUAUCGGUAUCUGCCGAUAAUUAGCAUUUUAUGCUGAGCCGAUCAAUGACGUCAUCGAUCGGCUCCGCACAAGACAUUUAACUCCGCGUCUUCGUCAUGAAUGAAUCCAAAAUCUAGUUUAUUUUUAGCCUUGUCACGUGUCUUGUUGCACAGUACUGUAACUAUCUGAGGGCCAAUAAAGUUUUUUCCAUCAUGUCGCUGAAAAACGUCAUCGGUGUGGGACUAUUUUGCAGUGUCUCUGACAAACAACAUGUAAGUUAUUUGCAGUCUAUGCACAACUGAAGUACGUCGAUCUCUGGACAACACCCGUCCAUAUAGCUGGGAGAGUAAGAAAGUUAGAGUAAGCAUUUCAUUAACAGUAUUUAUUAAAGUAAUUUAAUUGCAAUAAAGUAAUUUAAUUACAGUAAGUUAGCACCCAUUAUUUCUAUCAUGGAAUGUUGAUUUGACCUAAACUUAUGUCAGUGGCCAAUGCUUGAAUGCACCCUUGAGGUCAUUGGUGUUUUAACGUUUGUCUAAAAUGCUAGAGAAUAAUUUGAGCUGGGACAGGGCUCCAGCACGCCCGCAACCCUUGAGGAUAAACUGUACAGAAAAUGGAUGGUUGGAUACAGUACACAAGUAUAUACAAUAAAUGAACAAGUCGUGUAAAUAAACACAUUGCUCCAUCCUGUGAUCGGAUCGGUUAUCGUUUUUUUUAAACUUGCUGAUCGGUGAUCAGCCCCAUAAAUUCUGAUCGUGUAAAGCCUAAUAAUUAACAAUACUUUUUGCACAUUAAAAAUCACAAAUGGCAUGCAAGAUCACACAAAAAGCACUUGGAAACACAAAAGUGACACAUUUAUAAAUGGGAGCAUUUUCAUACAAACGGAUAAAAUUCACUUAAAAAGACAGCAGUGAUUCUUUUUAACAAUAUUCUGCGCAUGAGUGGGAGCUACCCUCAAUGCACAUCACUUUUUCAUUCCUAUCAGAUACUGAUUAAUAACUUGCAUACAUCCUGGAUUACGUACAAAUAUUUCUCCUGCAGUUAGAGGUACUUGAUGUCAAACAUAUCUCACAUGGUUCCCCACUUCCUUCUAACCACAAUCAUCCACUCAACAUUCUUACCAUCAAACUUCGCAAUAAUUCUCACAGUAACCUGAUUUGUGGGUUUACCCCUGUCUCAUUGUGCUUUUGAUGUUGUAGCUUUCGUGAAAACAUUCCAGUGUAAACGGUCAUUGACGCACAUGGACGAGGAAGUUAUUCAAACUAUAGCUUGAAAUACUUGUAGGGCAGCUUCACUCUGGUUCCUGGUUGACACCCAUGUGACGUUCUUGGGUGUUUGAUGCCAACACGAGCAUCUCGACAAAACAAUGGCCUUUCAGAUUGGUUUUGACAAAGAGAUAAAACAAGACUGGUAUUGACAGAAACAGAUGAAACAUGUUUUUCCAAAUGGUGCUAAUCCAUUGUGGCUAGAUCGUGUCUGACUGGUUGACUUUCAAGUUCUUUCAAAAGAAGUUUUUAGUUUUUGAAAAAUUGCAAACAAAUGUUUCACACAGCCAAGAUAAACCCAGUAAAUGUUUUAAGUUACAUUUGAUCACUGAAUACACAUAGUUUCGCACUGUAUGAUAAAACAAAAAUGAAGUAGUACUAGUCAGUCUUUGAUGAAAUGUAACAGAUGAAAUCAAUAUUUAAUGACUUGAGUUGAUUGCGUUAUACUGAGCAGCCAGCUACUUUUCUGUCAUACAGUAAGUUCUUUUCCCUGUUCUAUGAUUGGGUCCACCCUCUUUCACAAGAAAAACAAAAAAAAGCAACACAAUUGAAAAGUUAAUCCUAUCGUGCCUGUGACAAGCAAUGAUUAAAACUGCAAAGUUUUAUGUUUGAGGCAUAUUUUUCCACAAAAUUCACUUUUCCACCUUUGAGGUUGUCACAUUCUAAACUCAUACACAAGCCAACAAAGCGUGUUUACAAGAUGGUUUUGGAUAUGAAUAGGACACAGAGCCUGUGUGUCUUUUUUCAUUUAUUUUUUCCUCUCUCAACAUGACAUCAACUACAAGUUUUGCAUGCUAAUUACACAGAGUGUUGAUCAUAAAAAAAUUGCAAUUUAUGUUUCCUGACUUGGCAACAUAACGUAAUCAAAAUCAGCUCUCUGGCUGAUGUUAAAGUGGAUCAAGGGGAUCCUUCUACUGCUUUCCAAACAACCCAUCUGUUACAUUCAGAAAAAAGACAUGAACUUGUAUUGUUUUUUUAUUAUAAUCAGAAAGUAAUAUUUUGUCACUACAAUGACAGAUCUCUGCAUAAUGUUCCUGAAUAUUGUCAUUAUAGAAAAGGCAAAAUUAAGGAUAAUUUUAUACCUUUUUAUUUAUUUAAUCAGAAGAAAUUAAGUCUUCCACAAAUAUAAUAAGUCAAGCUCAGACCUACACCAAUGCUUGACUAUCUUAAUUUGGAACAAUGCAAACUUUUUAUUUAUUGUUAAUUUAUCUUCUGUCUGUCUAGGUAACGCAAUUAAGAACAGAUUCUCAUUUGCAAUGCUGACCUUACAGCAGAGUAAGAAAAAGCAAAACAAAAAAAGCAAAUACCUAGACAACUUUUCAUUUAGAAAAAUUACGAAAAUUGCCUAAAUAUUGUCAUUAUAGAAAAGGCAACAUUAAGGAAAGAAAAUAGCAUUUUGCAAAAAAAUGCACUUCAGUUGACCACAGACAUCCACCAAGAUAGGGCAAUCAUCAAAUGCAACAGUGUGCAUAUGCCAGAAUAUUGUCGAGAAAAAUGUAUUUGUAUUUUUAUUUUUUAAAUUUGAAGAAAAUAACGUUUUCCAGCGGAAACAAAACUCAGUUGAGCGUGGACCAAAAAAAGGCCCUUAUGCCACCCCUCCAAAAAUGUAUUUUUAGUCUGUCUAAAAUUUGGAUUCACACAUCAAGUUGGUCCUCACACAUUAAAAGUUCUAGAAAAUGUGCUCUGAUGUCCUAGUACUGGUAAUACUAGCUAGCCCUCCUUGGUGGCUCGUUGUCGGACGCUUGUGUUUGUUUGUUACUAGCCACUCAACACCUCACCACCAACAUUCCUCCUACCUACACUGCACACAGGUAAGAACACUUGUUGCGCCAUAACCCCUGCCAAGCGAGACUGAGGUGUGUGUGGUUGUUGUUUUCUGUCACCUCAGUUAAAAAUCUCACGUGAGAGAGAAAAGAGGGGCGAAAAGGUGAAGGUUCGAGACCCCAGGCCAAAGUGAGCCCCAGCCCACUGUGUCAGACAGAACAGACGACUGCCCUGCACACAGACACUAUGGACCGUUCGCCAAGCACCGCCAGCUUGAUGGCCGCCAGUAAUGUCACCAACAAGACGGACCCGCGCUCGCUCAACUCGCGGGUGUUCAUCGGCAACCUUAACACCCUGCUGGUGACCAAGGCCGACGUGGAGGCUAUCUUCACCAAGUACGGCAAGAUUGUGGGUUGCUCCGUGCACAAGGGCUAUGCCUUUGUGCAGUAUGCCAACGAGCGCAACGCCCGCUCCGCUGUCGCCGGGGAGGAUGGGCGCAUGAUUGUCGGCCAAGUGCUUGAUAUUAACCUUGCAGGAGAGCCCAAACCCCACCGCUCCAAAACCACCAAACGUUCAGCUGGAGACAUGUAUAGCAGUUCGUCCUUCGAACUGGACUAUGACUUCCAGAGAGACUACUACGACAGAAUGUACUCAUACCCGUCCCGCGUACCCGCCCCCCCUCCGCCGCUCUCCCGCGCUGUCAUCCCGUCCAAGCGUCCGCGGGUCAGCCUCAGUAGCGGAGGUGGAGGCGGAGGUGGCGGCGGAGGCGGAGGUGGCGGAGGAGGCGGAGGCGGAGGCGGGGGAAGCAGCAGGCGGACCAAGAGCAGCUUCUCCUCAUCCUCCAAGAGUAGCCAGAGGACUUACUCGUCCAGAGUAAAAGUUGACGAGCUGCAGACCAUCAAGCACGAGUUGACUCAGAUUAAAAGCAAAGUGGAUGACCUCCUGGACAGCCUGGAGCGCAUGGAGAAGGACCACAGCAAGAAGUCUGAGUCCAAAGCCAUUAAGCCUGAGCCUGGCGAGGUGACCUCCCCGCCUCACCCGAGCAACAAGAAGGACGAGGCCCUGAAGCGAGACCGGGACAGCCAGGAGCUCAAUGACAGCGACGAGGAGGAAGAGGAGGAGGAGGAGGACGACGAUGAUGAAGAGGAGGGAGACCUGCUGGAGGAAGAGGAGGAGCUGAAGAGCCAAGAGCGGGAGGAGGAAGAGGAGGAGGAAGGCGAGCAUGUGGAAGGGGAUGACGACGGCGACAGCAUCAACGGCGAAGACGACUCAUAGGCCCCCUGCCUGACCACACCUCACAGCGGCGUGAUUCGACUAGUAGGAACGCAGACUUCAGUUUUAACCCUCAAAAUGUAGAUUCAACAACAAUGACAAAAAAAACAAACAAAAAAAAAAAAAAGACGUGCACGGAAACGAGCAUGGUGUGGACACAAACGCACGCACGCGUGGACACACACACACACACACACACACACACACACACAUGGUUAUUGUGCUCAUUUGUGGCUGCUGUGACAGGAAGACUUUGCUGUGUAGCCUCUUUUUAGCGUGUCCCAACCAGCAAGCUACUCAGUCUUGUUGUUUUUCUUUUUAGAUCUCGUAAACGCGUUUGUUCGCUGCCCUCGUCGUCUUGUCAGUUGCUUUGACCCCCUC
Messenger RNA from Phycodurus eques (leafy seadragon), 6262 nucleotides. RefSeq names its product heterogeneous nuclear ribonucleoprotein C-like. Gene Ontology annotation, molecular function: RNA binding. The transcript has 8 exons. The record is from RefSeq and is a predicted model, not a curated record. Lineage: Eukaryota; Metazoa; Chordata; Actinopteri; Syngnathiformes; Syngnathidae. Gene Ontology annotation, cellular component: nucleus. Bases 4856 to 5884 code for a protein of 342 amino acids.